AUGAAGAUUGGGGACUACUGUCAAAGGACGUGUUGUUCCUUUAUUCAAUCAACCACUCCUUCCACGGCACCAUCUACUACUCCAUCGACAACUCCGUCCACUAUCCCUACCACAACUGCAUUCAGAACUUCUUUGGAAAAGUUCAACGACGCAAUGAAUAACGACGGCGCAUUCAAAUCACUCAUGGAUGUAAUUAAUUUUAACUCUUCCGCUUCUGAAGGUCUCAAAAGAUUCAGAGUGUAUUCUGAUGCAAAGAAAGAAGUGGAUGAGCAUAACAUUAUGUACACUUUGGGAAUGACUAGUUAUAAAAUGAUAACUAAUGAGUUCUCAGUAGCGUUAUCCGGAGAAAUCGCUCCUCUCACCCUCAAUCUAGAUGCUCUCACUCCUACAGUAAUCCCCGCCACGUCACCAUCGCCAAUCCGAUCUAAAAGACAAACAACGGAUAGUGUUGACUGGAGACCGUAUAUGAAACCUAUUCUAAAUCAAUUGACGUGUGGCGGCUGUUGGGCGUUUUCUAUGAUCGCAAUGGUCGAGGGAUUCUUUUCGAUUCGAGGAUACGAUCCAUCAAGUCUCUCAGUACAACAGCUUCUGAAUUGUGACACUGCCAAAGAUUUGACUUAUGGAUUGGCAAAUGUUGGAUGUAAAGGAGGAUAUUUUCAAAUCGCUGGGACGUAUAUGGAGAGGACUGGAGCCAGAAAUGCAGAGGAUAUCCCGUUUGAUAUGGAUGAUUCUUCUUGUGACUCCCCAUAUUUUCCUCCUGUCGUCCCUACGAUUCUGUUGUUUGAUGAUGGCUAUAUAUCUGGAAAUAUAUCAUCUGAUCAGUUGAUUACAAUGGAACAAAAUAUUGAAGAUAAAGUCAGAAAAGGCCCAAUUGCAGUUGGAAUGGCAGCUGGACCAGACAUCUAUAAAUAUUCUGAAGGAAUCUACGAUGGUGAUUGUGGAACUUCCAUUAAUCACGCUGUAGUGAUCGUCGGAUUCACUGCUGACUACUGGCUCAUCAGAAACAGCUGGGGGUCCACGUGGGGAGAAGAAGGAUACUUUCGGGUCAAACGAACUCCCGGAAAAGAUCCUUGUCGGUUGUACAGUUAUUGGUCACAAGCUACCGGAGUUGGUGUCAAUGAAACUUACGUUCCACCGAGAGCUGGUGGAGGAGAGUUUGUGAUUCCGACGACAAGUCCCCCAGUGGUUCCAACAAUGGAGAGCAGCAGUGCAAAAAACGAUGAAAAUUUGGAUGAGUGUAGGGAUGGAAUGUGUGAAGAAGAUUGUGGAUGCGAAUACGAUGAUGAUGAAGAUGAAGAUGAUUAUGAAGAGGAUGUCGAGGGGGACAAUGAACAAGUGGAGGAGGCGGAGGAGGAGACGAUCACUUCAACUACGGAUUCAUCAUCUUCUUCUACUACAUCAGAGUCAACCACUACUUCUUCAACGUCUUCAACGACAACUCCAACCACGUCUUCUAGUACAACGACUCCGACAACGACAACUUCUACAACAAGAAAAUCCAUAACGACAGUGACUAGAACUCCACUGAAAACUACUAGAACUAGUCCGACUACUACUAGAAAAACCACGACUACAACUCCGAGACGUACCACCACUUCACGUAAGACGCUCUUCGACAGAUGGUCAGAUGGAUGGAACAACUUCUGGGGUUAA
Messenger RNA from Caenorhabditis briggsae, 1653 nucleotides. Gene Ontology annotation, biological process: immune response. The transcript has 7 exons. Gene Ontology annotation, cellular component: lysosome. Lineage: Eukaryota; Metazoa; Nematoda; Chromadorea; Rhabditida; Rhabditidae. Bases 1 to 1653 code for a protein of 550 amino acids. The record is from RefSeq and is a predicted model, not a curated record. Gene Ontology annotation, molecular function: cysteine-type endopeptidase activity.